CCGAAAACAAUAUUAUCAUCAUGGCGCUUGCCGAUGUCUGUGGCUUGAAAACAAACCAGUUAAAAAAUAGUUUUCUUAGUGAUUUUGGAGGGUCAUCUACACAUUUGUUAGACGAUGCCUUAACUUCAACAACUAACUUCACAGUCCCUUACGGCAUAGAUCCGGUUGAGAGUCUAAAGGAAUUUACAAAUCCUAAAAGUGAUGUCAAGAUCCACUUUGACCAUGGAACCACAACCCUGGCCUUCAAAUUUCAACAUGGUGUCAUUGUUGCUGUUGAUUCAAGAGCCACUGCAGGACCUUCUAUUGAGUCCCAGACAGUUAAAAAGGUGAUUGAAAUCAACCCGUAUUUACUUGGAACUAUGGCCGGUGGAGCUGCAGAUUGUGCCUACUGGGAGAGGGUACUAGCGAGGCAAUGUCGGAUAUAUGAAUUAAGGAACAAGGAGAGGAUAUCGGUUGCUGCAGCAUCGAAACUAUUGGCAAAUAUUGUAUACAACUACAAAGGAAUGGGACUUUCCAUGGGAACUAUGAUUUGUGGAUGGGACAAAAGGGGACCUGGUCUGUACUAUGUUGACAGUGACGGAGAACGAAUGUCUAACAACAUAUACUCUGUGGGUUCUGGGUCAGUCUAUGCCUACGGUGUUUUAGACAGCGGCUACCGAUACGACCUUUCUGUGGAGGAAGCUAUUGACCUUGGAAGGAGGUCGAUCUACCAUGCCACACACAGGGACGCAUACAGUGGUGGUGUAGUCAACUUGUACCACAUGAAGGAAAGUGGUUGGGAAUUCAUCUCACAGACCGAUGUAUUUGAUCUCCAUUAUCAGUAUAAGGCCGAGAAGGAGAAGAAAUGAGAACUGAUCAUCUCUGUGUAAAAGUGCUAUCAGAACAAUACAUCAUCAUGUUCCUGCAAUGUUGUCAUUUGUUGGUAAUAAUAUGUAAAUAAAAAUUUUGUCCAUUGAA
Messenger RNA from Magallana angulata, 957 nucleotides. Its product is annotated as proteasome subunit beta type-5-like. The record is from RefSeq and is a predicted model, not a curated record. Gene Ontology annotation, molecular function: threonine-type endopeptidase activity. Gene Ontology annotation, cellular component: proteasome core complex. The coding region runs from base 21 to 848 and encodes 275 amino acids. The transcript has 7 exons. Lineage: Eukaryota; Metazoa; Mollusca; Bivalvia; Ostreida; Ostreidae.